This is a messenger RNA of Sphaerodactylus townsendi, 2420 nucleotides long. RefSeq names its product zinc finger DHHC-type palmitoyltransferase 4 (gene ZDHHC4). Gene Ontology annotation, molecular function: protein-cysteine S-palmitoyltransferase activity. Gene Ontology annotation, cellular component: Golgi apparatus; endoplasmic reticulum. The transcript has 7 exons. The record is from RefSeq and is a predicted model, not a curated record. Gene Ontology annotation, biological process: protein targeting to membrane; peptidyl-L-cysteine S-palmitoylation. The coding region runs from base 609 to 1601 and encodes 330 amino acids. NCBI's taxonomy places the organism in Eukaryota, Metazoa, Chordata, Lepidosauria, Squamata, Sphaerodactylidae.
GGGGGCGGGGCUUCCACGGUGGGUGUUUUUGCUGCCCCCCCACCGUGCUUGGCCCCAAAUUAAUGCACAGAGGUAGAGAGCAAUGGUUGCAAGAAAGGGAAUCACAAUGAAACGGGGGGAGGCUGAGAAUGGCUGGCUGAGCUGACCCACCUGGCAGGGUUGUUGUGAGGGCAAAGCGUGAAGGGUUCCUGCAGGCAGAAGGAUUUGAGGCCACCACAUGGCACCUGGAGCACCCAUUAAGAGUAAUCACGAUCCAAAGGGGCUGGUAGCACGUGGCGGUGAGUUCCGUAGGAGUGCCCUGGCAAAGCAAAGCUGCAUGAAAUUGCUAGUUCAGUCCUACCCCUCCUGGCACCCACCGGCUGCCACUCUCCAGGGUCUCUGGCAGGAGGGGAGAUCUUUAUCAUGAUCAACUCAGUGGGGCAUCUCCAACUGAUGGGGAAAGCUGCACGUGGCUGCCCAGACCAAGCGCAGCAGCGCCCAGCUAACAGCGAGAGAACCGUGCCUGCCUCAGCCCCUGCUGGUGGGGGUAUCUGAGCUUUUCCUCACCGGUUGGCCCUACACCAAGGAGGAAGAGCCCCUCUGUCAGCAUCUGGAUACUGCGGAGCAGGAUGGACUUCCUGAGCCUCUUCCUGCUGUAUGUCUUUCUGGUUCUGCUGACCAUUCUCUUGGUCUGCCUCUAUUCUGGGAAGGAGCAAAGUUUGCCUUCGAGGACUAUCAACUGGCUUGCUCAGGUGCUUUCUUGUGUAAUCCCAGGCCAAGUUCACCAAGCUGCUCAGAGGGUGCUCCACCGCCUCUUCCACACACGACACAGCCUGUUUGUGAUCCUGCACUUGGCUUUGGAAGUGCUGGUCUAUGGCGAAUACACUUGGGAGGUGUUUGGCUACUGUCAGGAGCUGGAGUUCGGCCUUCCCCUCCUCCUCCUGCCUUACCUGCUGCUGGCUGUGAACAUGGCCUUCUUCGUCCUCUGUUCCAGGAGUGACCCUGGUGCCAUAACCAGCUCCAACCAGGCCCUCUUCCUCCAUGCUUACACGUAUGAUGGAGUGAUGUUUGACAGAGGCGCCGAGUGUGCCACCUGCAGCACCAGGAAGCCGGCCAGAUCCAAGCACUGUGGAGUGUGCUGUGCCUGCGUGCAUCGCUUCGACCACCACUGCAUUUGGGUCAACAACUGCAUCGGGGCUUUCAACACGAGAUUCUUCCUUGCCUACUUGCUCUCCUUGAGUGCCAUGGCCGCAGCCAUUGCGGCCGUAACCACUGCCUUCCUCAUCCGGGUGGUCUCUCUGUCAAACCUGAUGCUGGGAUAUUAUACGGACGACCAAGGCCAGGAGCAGCCGGUCGACGUUGCCUUUGUUAUCCAGCACCUGUUCUUGGCCUUCCCCAGGACAGUGUUCAUGCUGGGCUUCGUCAUCGUCCUCGCGGUCAUUCUGAGCUUUUACUUCUGCUUUGAUCUGUACCUGGCCCUGAACAACCAGACGAGCUAUGAGUGGCACAAGGCAAGAAGAUUCAAGAGUGGAGCAUACAGAAAUAUUUACUCUAGAGGAGUCUGGGGCAACAUCAUGGAAAUCGUGAAACCUCGAACAAGCCCUGAACAGAAGAGAAGGUGACCGGCCAGAGGUGCCCGCAGAGUGGACUCCGGCCCCUGCAAAGUGCUGUUGGCCAACCAGAAAGAAAACAGCUAAAAUUCUUUUGAAUCGUCCUUCCAGGCCCCUCUGAGGGACCUACGGCCUAAAAGAGAUUCCGAUGUGGCAGCAGCAGUGCUGACCCGUAAGUUUUCCACACAUGAUCCCUAAAGGGAUGGCACUGGAUCCGUCAGAGGCCUGGGCUCAGAUCACACAAGGACCAAUCCUGUUCAGCUCCACAGACUAUCAACAAUCCACAAUUUCCACAAACAAUGGCUUGCCAUCCAAAGACUGAGCAACGGUCUACUUGUAAGUGACAUGAGCCUUUGAACUGCAAGCCACUUUUUGUGCAAAUUGUGGAUUGUUGAGAUUCUGGUUACACAACCCCCCUUUCUCCUCUGUGUACAACACAGCUCCACUGACUAGCUUAUUUGGUAGGGAAUUUGUGGCGGUCCUUAACCAGUUCUGCAUGGCAGGAGGGUUCACUGAGAUGUGCAGUGCUUAAGCUGCAGUUGCCAAGAAGGAUCUGGACCCCAUCCUGUGCAGGAACCCCCUAACCCCAGCCCCCCUUGAGUGCUGAAGCGCUGCUCUGGGUUCCUAUCCCAAGAACAAGAAACAUGUCAGCUGGAGCCUACUCUUGCCAGGUGGCAACCAGACACUUUCUUUUUUGAAAACGUUUUGAAACCGUUCACUCGUUUGGUGCUGACCCUGCCUCCCAUGUGAGAAGUGCCUAUUUUAGAAAUAAAUUUAUUUACAAGCUAACUGUACAAUGUACAAUUAAAAGCUAUGUGGUUACAAAAGAAA